This is a messenger RNA of Drosophila persimilis, 447 nucleotides long. RefSeq lists its product as uncharacterized. The record is from RefSeq and is a predicted model, not a curated record. The transcript has 2 exons. NCBI's taxonomy places the organism in Eukaryota, Metazoa, Arthropoda, Insecta, Diptera, Drosophilidae. The coding region runs from base 1 to 447 and encodes 148 amino acids.
AUGGCUCCGCGUGAAAAAGUUGAAUUCGUUUUAGUUCGCCUGUCGUAUGUGCCAUAUAUCCAUCCUUUAUAUCCACGCAUCAGCUAUCAGAUUAGAAAACACCCUCCAACAGGGUCAGUUGUACAAGUCCGUGAUUGGUUCGAGCAUGUAAUGCUAAGAGAACAUUCGAAACUUCCACCUGGUGUUAAUCUGCGCUACUCCGAGUGGCGCAUUAUCACCGGGGACGUGGAUCUCUUCAAGGUGGAGGGCUGUCGCUUCGACAAGAUCAUGUUGGUGCUCGGCGAGGAGAACAUAUCAUGGGUGUUCUAUCAAAACAUGCCACUACAUCGACGCAUCGAGGGAAGUGCUUGCUUACCAGUAAGCUACUGCGGCUGCUGCCUCAACAAUCAGUACUUGGAUAUAAUGAAGAAGAUUAAGCAAACUCUGUCGAGAACGAAAUUGCGAUAA